AAAAAAAAAAAAAUAUCACAAAUUUGUGAAGUAUGAACUAAGAAUAGUAUGUAUUUGUUUCUCUUCCCUUAAUACAAAAUGAAUACUGAUGCAUCCCAAACUUGUGAAUGGUUGGUUUGUCAUUCUAAAAGAUACUCAGGAAGACCAUACUUCUUUAAUACGUUGACAGGAGACGCCGUGUGGAAUUUGCCUGAACAAACUGUAGCGUUUAUCAAAGCAAGAGCAAAUCAAAGCAAACCUAUAAUAAAUACAGGAUAUCCAGAGCCUAAUGAAGUCUUUAACGAUACUAUAUCCACUUCCGUUAACAAUAAUGCAGUUUUUAACCAGCCAACAGAAAAAGUGUAUAAUACAUUCUGUAGACAAAGCCCUUCUAACAUAAAUUUUUCACAUUGUAUUCCCCAGAAUACACAUAAUAGCAAUACUUUGGGUGUGCCAUUAUUAAGUGUCCGUCCAAAUGCAAUAAAUUGGAAUGAAUCUUCUAACAACCCAGAGUGCUACUUAAAUGCUAACCAUAGCAAUUGGCAACCUCAUCAGGUUCAUGCAUCAACACCUAUAUCAUCUAAAACAAAAAAAGAAGAAUUCUUUACAUUGCAAACUAAAAGUAAAGUUACAGUGCCAAAACAAUGUGAUAUGAAUGAUCAAAUGAAUUUUCAAAACAAUUCCAAUAAUAUUACUUCAGGUCAUGUAACUGCAUCACUUGAAGGUGAUCAUGAUAUGAAAAUAAGCAAAGACGUUGUUGAAGAUGACUUACAUGACAUGCUGGAAACUAAUAAUUUGAAUAUCACAGCUUUGCAAACAUUGUUUAAGAUUGACGUAAGAACCAAAGUUUGGUUUCUUGUGCUUGAUGAGGAUGUGUUUUUAAAGAAAUUAAACUUUAUAAAGGAAAUUCGAAAUGCAGAUAAUAGGUGUCGUUUGGUCGUCCCGGAAUGUGUUUUGAAUCGUAUUCAAAAGGGAACAACAUCUGUUAACAAGAUACAUAUGAAGAGAGCAUUACAAGCAGCCAUAUUUAUUUCUAAUGUCUUAACGGAAAACUGUGCCAUUGUUGAUAAAGAAAAUCGUCAUGAUGAUCAUACACAAAAUAUCGUUGCAUGUUAUAGAAAAUACAGCCAAAAGGACUACAAAGUUGUUUUGUUAACAGAAAAUAAUAUCAAUCAAAAUAUAAACGUAACAAGUCCCAUAUUUCGGAUGGAAGAAGUUGAAUAUUUCAUGAUAUAUGGGGAAUUAAAAGAGACGUCACCUCGAAAAGUAUUUAACUCAACAAUUACGGUCACAAUACCAAAUAAUCCAAGAAAGAGUUUUUCCAGUAAAACUAAAGUAGGGAUAAGAGAUCCACAAAUCAAAAGAUAUAUAGAACAAGAAGAGCAUAAUGUAUCUGAUUCAAAAUCAAUACAGAGAGAAGAGUCAGAAAUGAAAAUGGAGGUGGGUAGUUUAACUGAUGAGAAAAAAAUAAAUGGUCAUUGUUCAUGGAAUAAAUGGGACAGAUCACGUUCUCUUACCAGUUUAAAUCCAGGGACAAUCUGCAACACACUAUCAAAUACCUCGUUUCAUGAUACAGAAUAUGGAGAUGUUGAUAAAAACGUUAUGUUUGAAGUUACAAGUGAACUGAUGAAAGGGAACCUAAUAUCCAAGUCAGAAGAGUGGAUUUCGCGAUUCACACAAAUACUGGAAGAAGCUCUUAAUCAGAUUCUACAAAAGGCAGCUUUUCAGACAACACCACCACCUUGGACGAUGUAUGAGGCUUGUGAAUGUAUUAAACGGGGAUUUAAAAAUGACGCUUAUAUUGUUGAUGCGGCAAAUAAGUUGGUGGAUAUUAUAUUUGAUAAUGGAGCUUUCAGAGGUAAAAUUAACCACAACAUAAAUCCAUCAACAUUUAUGAAAAUCUAUAGUUACGGCGUUUACCUCGUUGAUGCUUUACAGGGCGUUUUCGAAGAUGACGAAAACCUACAGGCAGCUGAGAAAUUAUUAGCCAAGUUACUACUCGAUAUUGAGACGCCGGAUUUCGAUAACUCUUUCAAUGAAAUCGAUGCAAUAAAUGAGCAUAGCGAUGAAGUUUGUUUUUCAGCUUCGCCACAAAAAACAUCCCAAAAUCAUCCGACACCAUCCAGAAUCACCCGUUCAAAGGCUAGAAAUAUUAUGACAUCAGUCCAGGAACGAGCCCAUCACUCUAAAGAUAAACUUCUUCAGUUUUUGCCGGGAAAAGAAAACUUUUUGUCAAAUUUUGAACUUAAAAAUGCCGACAAGGAUGAAACUAAUGAACCAGAAAAUACAGAUAAGACAGAUUGUGUUAAUACUAAAACAGAUGAUCCACCGAAAAUUAUAAGAAACUUUACAAGAAUCUCUAAUAUUGAAGAUAAAUUGAAUCCAAAUGGAUCUGAUGAUCUAGGUAAUCUAGAUUUUAUUUUAGAUGGUGCUGAAGUGCCAGAAAAGAAAACUUACACUCAUAUGGAUUUCAUAGAACAAACUAAGGCUAAAUUACGCUACGUUUUUAAAUUUUGCCAAGAUACAAGACAAAGGCUGUUAAAUCCAGAAAAACUCGAUAAAAAGGAUGUAAAUUGUCAAGCCAAAAAAUUGGCAGAACUUAUACGUGUUUUCCGUCUUCAAUUAACAGGGAUAUACGAAAGAAAAAAAGAUAUUUAUUUAAAUGAUCUUAACUUUAAUGAGGCUGAAUAUAAUUAUUAUAAGGAAUUUGUUAAGCACUGUUUGGAUGAAUGCGCAAUUCUUAAUACGGCCCUAUCGAUUAUAAUAACAGCAACAGGCUCAACUCUCCAAUAGAAACGAGAUUAGGGGUAUUUGAAGGGGGAAGAGGAAAAGCGUACCUGACACCUCAAAUGGUACACACAAUGGAGCCCCCCUUCCGAAGAUGAUUUUUUUUAAAAGUUUUUCUUUAAAAGUGUUAUUAAAAAGCAGUCACAUCGAAA
Molecule: messenger RNA, 2918 nt
Organism: Pieris napi
Lineage: Eukaryota; Metazoa; Arthropoda; Insecta; Lepidoptera; Pieridae
Exons: 14
Coding region: 79-2772 (897 amino acids)
Source: RefSeq, a predicted model, not a curated record